This is a messenger RNA of Caenorhabditis bovis, 351 nucleotides long. The record is from the annotation of a GenBank genome assembly. NCBI's taxonomy places the organism in Eukaryota, Metazoa, Nematoda, Chromadorea, Rhabditida, Rhabditidae.
AUGUUCAAAAAUUCCUCGAAUUAUGAGCUACUCGAAAUCAAUUUGCACAGUGAAGGCAAAAUUCCGUUCAUCUUGUUUUUAGAUCAGAAGAAAUUUCCAAGAUUGGUAAAGCUUCGAAAACUCUGGCCGAUGCCCGGCGAGUUUGCGUUGCGAUUCGUUGCGAGACCCGGCCGAUUGGCGAUUUACAAAAACGAGCGAAUCUUCGAGGAUUUCGAGAUUCCAUUCAAGUCUUGGAAAAUUUCGCGAAUUCAAAUCAAAGGAAUGAAGUCGACUCGAUAUUUGAAGCAGAAUUGCAAUUGUAGAUCAAUAGCUCAAAAAUCGCAAGAUUUGAAGAAUUGCCUGAAUAUCUAG